CUCCGAGUACGAGGAAGAAGGAACACUGGAAGAGGAUCCCCUCAACACACCGCCAGACUCCGAAAGCUAUUAACAUUGUUUGGGCCGUUAGGGCGGUUGGCGGCAAAUCGGCGGCCGGCGGCAGUUGCGUCGCACCCCGAAGCGUGCCUGGGCGCACGCUCCCUCUCUGCUCCUCCACUCAGAGAGCUGGGGAACGCGGCGGGCGGUGGAACUACAACUCCCGCAAGGCCUUGCGCGUCCAGGGCGCUUUACAAUAGAAGCUCGGUUGGCGAGGUCUGCGGAGAGGUGCCGGAACUGCCGUUUCCCGCAUGUACAGCUCAACGAGAAGGACGGAUCAGGGGAGGGCGGGGGAGAGACUCCAAUGCCCAGCGGGCCCUGCGCGGGCGGCGCUUGCGCGAAACGCGGACGGGGGGGCGGUCGGGCCAUUUAAAUGUAUGUUUGUGGGUGAAAUGGCUGCGCAGGUCGGAGCGGUUCGCGUAGUACGGGCGGUGGCGGCGCAGGAGGAGCCGGACAAAGAGGGGAAGGAGAAAUCCCACGUUGGGGUCUCGCCGCGGGGAGUAAAGCGGCAACGCCGGGCGAGCAGUGGGGGUUCUCAGGAGAAGCGGGGGCGGCCGAGUCAGGACCCCCCUCUCGCUCCCCCUCAUCGGCGGCGUCGCAGCCGCCAACAUCCCGGGCCGCUGCCUCCAACGAAUGCCGCCCCAACCGUCCCGGGCCCUGUUGAGCCUUUGCUCCUGCCGCCUCCGCCGCCACCGUCACUGGCGCCCGCCGGGCCCGCUGUCGCUGCCCCGCUCCCGGCCCCAGGCACCUCGGCCCUCUUCACCUUCUCGCCCCUGACGGUGAGCGCGGCCGGGCCCAAGCAUAAGGGCCACAAGGAGCGGCACAAACACCACCACCACCGCGGCUCCGAUGGUGACCCCGGCGCCUGCGUUCCGGGCGAUCUCAAGCACAAGGACAAGCAGGAAAACGGCGAGAGGAGCGGAGGGGUGCCUCUGAUCAAGGCCCCCAAGAGAGAAACAGCAGAUGAAAAUGGUAAAACCCAGAGAGCUGAUGAUUUUGUCUUGAAGAAAAUAAAGAAGAAAAAGAAAAAGAAACAUCGAGAAGAUAUGCGAGGAAGACGCCUUAAAAUGUACAAUAAGGAAGUACAAACCGUCUGUGCUGGCCUGACCCGCAUCAGCAAAGAAAUUCUCACCCAAGGACAGCUAAAUAGCACUUCAGGAGUUAAUCAAGAGUCCUUCAGAUACCUGAAGGAUGAACAGCUGUGCAGAUUAAAUUUGGGCAUGCAAGAAUAUCGGGUGCCCCAGGGAGUGCAGACACCUUUCACAACGCACCAAGAACACUCUAUUCGCAGAAAUUUCUUAAAAACAGGUACUAAAUUUAGCAACUUUAUUCAUGAAGAACACCAGUCCAAUGGUGGCGCUCUUGUCCUUCAUGCUUACAUGGACGAACUCUCAUUUUUGUCUCCAAUGGAGAUGGAGAGAUUUUCUGAGGAGUUUCUUGCUUUGACAUUCAGUGAAAAUGAGAAAAAUGCUGCCUACUAUGCUUUAGCAAUAGUGCAUGGAGCGGCUGCUUAUCUCCCAGACUUCUUGGACUACUUUGCUUUUAAUUUUCCCAACACUCCAGUGAAAAUGGAAAUUUUGGGCAAGAAAGAUAUUGAAACAACCACCAUUUCAAAUUUUCACACUCAGGUCAACAGGACAUAUUGCUGUGGUACCUACCGAGCAGGUCCUAUGCGGCAGAUAAGUCUUGUUGGAGCAGUUGAUGAAGAAGUUGGUGAUUAUUUCCCAGAGUUCCUUGAUAUGUUAGAAGAAUCACCAUUUCUGAAAAUGACUUUGCCCUGGGGUACACUUUCCAGCCUCCAACUGCAGUGUAGGUCUCAGAGUGAUGAUGGGCCUAUAAUGUGGGUGAGACCCGGAGAACAAAUGAUCCCCACAGCAGACAUGCCAAAGUCACCCUUCAAAAGACGACGAUCAAUGAAUGAAAUUAAAAAUCUCCAGUACCUACCUCGGACAAGUGAACCCCGAGAAGUCCUCUUUGAAGACAGGACAAGAGCUCAUGCUGAUCAUGUAGGUCAGGGGUUUGACUGGCAGAGUACGGCUGCUGUUGGGGUUUUGAAGGCUGUACAAUUUGGUGAAUGGAGUGACCAACCUCGCAUAACCAAAGAUGUGAUUUGUUUUCAUGCUGAGGACUUUACUGAUGUUGUACAGAGACUGCAGUUAGACCUUCAUGAACCUCCAGUGUCCCAGUGUGUACAGUGGGUGGAUGAAGCAAAACUAAACCAAAUGAGGCGAGAAGGAAUUCGCUAUGCUAGAAUUCAGCUUUGCGACAAUGAUAUCUACUUCAUCCCUAGAAAUGUCAUUCAUCAGUUCAAAACAGUGUCAGCAGUGUGCAGCUUAGCCUGGCAUAUAAGGCUUAAACAAUACCACCCUGUUGUGGAAGCCCCUCAAAACACAGAAAGCAAUUCCAACAUGGACUGUAGUUUACCUGGAAAGCGAGAAUUAGAAGUUGACUCCCAGUGUGUGAGAAUAAAAACUGAAUCUGAGGAAACAUGCACAGAGAUGCAGCUUUUGACAACUGCCCCGCCAUCUUUCCCACCUCCAUCAGAGCUUCAUCUCCAGGAUCUGAAGACACAGCCUAUUCCAGUUUUCAAGGUGGAAAGUAGACUGGACUCUGACCAGCAACACAGUCUGCAGGAACAUCCAAGCACUCCUGUGUGAUAUGUACAUAUUCAAACACAUUUUUUAACUUUUUUAAAUUUUGAUGUGAAGUUAUAGUUUUAUAACUGGCUUAAGUUAAGUUUUAUUGGAGAAAUCUUGCCUAUAAUUCUAUAAAGAGAAAUGACAUUCCACAAAUGUCAAGCAUAUCUUUUUUACACAGAUUAUGCAAAGCUAAGAGUUGUAUCUUAUCCCGUUAGUACAGUAUGUAAUAGUGGGUCUGCUGCUACUUUCUGUUUUAAGGUGUGAGGUAACAAUUCAAUCUCUUCUUCAAAUCAAAACCAGAAUUCUCUGGAUUAGCAGGUUCUCACUUGGUAAAUGAUUCACUUCCCUUGGUUUUAUCUUUCCUUGUCUCUUGCCAUAUUUGCUUUAUGUGGUAGAAAGAUUUAUGGUUUAGUACUUGUGUCUUCAUGGCACCUCGCCAGUUUCCACAGUAAAAUGGCAUUGGUUGCAGGAAAGGCUCCUACAUUUGGUACAUGGGCAAGUAAAUUAGUUCCAACCACAAAGAAGACAUAGUUUCUAAAGAAAAUUGAGUGGCUCUGGUUUUAGCACAAGAGGAAGCACAGCACUUUCUGAUCCAGGCUGUCUUUUUGUGUCUGUUAUUUAAAACCCAGUGGAUAUUUCAAUUAAACAAAAUCUAAAGACGGAUAAUUCUUGGUUAUUCAUUAUCCAUGGCUCAUUAAUUUUUUUCUAGGCUACAUAGUAACUGGAGGCUAUUUUGAGCAAAAGAGAUAAUGUUGACCCAUUGUUCUGCUUCCGAGUAUCCUCACAUUUCCUGUGGAUACUUUCCCUAAACUGAUCACAAAUAUCAAAGUUAGAGAUUCAUAUCAGUCUUACUGAUGAGGCCUGCCAUAUCUGAGCAUCAAACUUAGGAGAAACUAUUCUUGUGACUUGGCAUCUACUUUUGAAACCUUCACAAUUUUAUCUGGUGAAUACCUGGGUUUGUCCAUUGUUAGUCGUGUUGCUAUUUUCUAGUAACAGGCAUUAGACUUCCAUCCUAGAGUUUCAGAUGGGCUGAAGCUUAGGGUCUGGAUAUUUACUUUGUUUUCAAUAUAGGCCUUCUUUCAAUAGGCUUCCUUCAUUGAAGUAGUGGUCUUUCUCUUAUUUGGAAUGUUCAUGUGCUAUGCAUUCUACUUUCUCUUAGUUGAUAACUCAGUAGGCCUUUUAUUUACUAAAGGAAGAGUACUCCCCACACCUAAGACCAGAUUCUUGUAUCUACCUGGUUACAGUGCAAUUUGAUUUUUUUUUUUCCUGGAUGGUGAGAUUUGAAAUAUUUGCAUUAACAUAGGCAAAAGAAAAAGAUGCUGCUUUAUUAUGUCUGUCACCAUGGAACUUAGCUGCAUCUUUGGAAAUAUCAAAUAUGAAUUUUCUCUAAAAAUAUUCUGAAAUAGGUUAAAUCUUAUAUAAAUAUUACUUUGUGCAAUAUUGUUGUGUAGUUAAAUGCAUAUUAGCAAAGUAUAGAGGUCACUGUGUAAACCGAUAGAAAAGUAACCAUCAGCAAAUACUACAGUGAUUAGUUAGAAUCUGUAUUAUUCCUUAUAUAUAUGUAUAUGUAUGUAUUCUCUGUUACAAAGGAUGAAGACAAAUAAAUAGGGAAACACUUCAAUGUAAACCUUUUAUGAAUUGGAAGUGAUGUUGCUUUUAGUUAUCUUUGUAAAUAAGGUAAUUAGAAUGGUGUGAAAGGUCAUGUGAUUAUUACAGGGGUGUUUUUAAAUCCUGUGUAUAAAUUCUAGUUUAUCAAACUAGUUUUUAAGGGACCUUUGAGGGUAUUUUUUGUUGUUGUUACUUUGUGGAGAAGGGGUUUAUCAGAAAUAUGAAUGGGUUUGGGUUAUUUCUUAUUUUUAUUUUUCUGUCCAGAAGAAUUUCAUAGAGCUUUACCAGGCUGUGCAAAGAAAAAUUCUUCUCAGGCAACCUUUGCUUUUAAAAGUAAUCAUGAAGAGAAAAAGUUGUUAACGCAAAAAGUUUUAUUUUUGUUUUUCUUGUCUUCCAAGAUCCGAUUUCCCCAUCUCCCACUUGCCAUCCAGCAGAUGCCAUCUGUCAUCUAAGCUGGUCAUUACCUAAAACCAAGGAGACUGUCUCCUGACAGCCAGCACUGUGUGUAAUCACUCAGGAACCAGCGGAUCUGCAAAGACCUACAAUCAAAUGCAAAUCUCCAUUUUCCUUUUUACAAAAGUCUACCCUCACCUCCAGUAUAAACAAUAAAAGAAUAUAAAAAUGUUGAAAAUCAUGUACUAAUGAAGUCAUUGUAUAUUAGAUUGCAAUAGAAUGGAAAGAAACAUUUAGCUAGUAAUGUAUCUGGAAACUCUGAAUGUCCUAUGUGAGUAUUAGAUUUUGAUAGCAUGCUUUCAAAGACUGAUGAAUAUAAAAGCAGAAGUUUUGAGUUUCUUGCUGCUUUCAAAACUGUCCUAGUUGAGCGAUAUAAAUGAUUGCAGCUUUUCUAAAUCAUUAAACUAUUUGGUUUGGUGGAGUGAGGCAUGGUGGAGCAGUCUGGCAUCCUCUGAUUUGUAAAGUAACGAUGGCAGUGAAGUUGUAACUGAAAUUGAAACUGAUCUUCCUUUCUGGUAUGUCAUCUGUUGUGCCAACCCUUGGGAUUACUUGCAGAAUGUGGCUAUAUGUUUUAGUACUUUGUGGAUCAGAGAGGUAUUUAAAAAAUAUGCUAUGGAAAAGACCUAAUAAACGAAUAUUCCUGACAGCAAAUAUAAUGAUUUUAUGGUAACUAUUAAAAAGCAUAAAAGUCUUCCCCUUCCCCAGAGGUCAUUCUAUACUUGUCAAGGUAGGCUAGGAGUUAGGGUUAUGAUUCUAAGAGGUGUCCCAAAUUCAUAAAGCAAUAAUAACCUCCAUAUUGGUUCCCUCUUCCAAACUCUUGAAAAAUGAAUUCUUAGGCUUAAUUGUACUUGCCUAUUCAGUACUUAAAAGUUUUACUGAUGCAUUAUUUUUACUUAAAGACUUUUAGAAAGUGCCCUGUCCCCUCAAACAGUUGAACUCUCAGUUCACUAAUAUUACAGGCUCUUGUAUGGGGAAGGGAACUUACAAAUCAUUUACUAAACUUUAGGGACAGAUGUAUCAGUCUUAACAGGCAUAAAGAUCUCACCUAAUGACUUGAGAAACUUUUGUUUAUUGCUUUUCCCUGUAUAAAUAUUGUCUAGAAGGAGAGUUAAUAUAGGAACAAGACUCCAAAAUCCAUGAAAAUAUAUUCCUAGUGAAUAUAUCCUUUAUCAUUAAUAUUAGCCCAUUAUAUUUCAUCUGUAUUUGCCUUUGAAAUUUAUUUGUAUUUAUUGAGGAUAUUAGAAUUACUGAGUUUGUGUCUUUCUAAUAAAUCUGUUUCACCCUUUCAGUAGCACAUGCCAGAGGUUCACAUUUGUGCUAAGUUUCAUGUUUUCAAGACAGUCUAGCUGUAUUUACUGGCCAUGCAGGUAGAGGAGACGCACAGCACCAGGGUUUUCUAAGUGCAUAAAGGACUCAUCCUCAUCCGGAAGUCUGUUGCUUCAAAAGCAAGUAUCCAUAAAUAUUAGGGCCUUCCAUUUUAAAAUAUCUUCUUACAUUUUUUAGGAUCCACUUGUGCAUGUAGUUGAGACCACUGUCUCUUAAAAUAUAGCACUUUUCAAUUCUCUCUAAAGAAAUACUUAUGUACUACUUCUAUCACAUGUUGUAAAUUUUCAUGUAAUAGUGUUUUCUGUGACUAAACUUCAUUUUGAUUGGCAGCUAAGACUUUUUUUUUCCCUGUGGCUUUAAUUUAUCUAAGAGGUCUUUGCAUAUAGAUGAAAUGUAUAAUUUGCCUGGCGGACUAUUUGCGUUUGUGUGGCCUUAGUUUGUUUAUUGACAUUAACAAGUGUUUUAAAAGGUUUUUAAUGACUAGUCUUAAAUCUAAAUUUGUGUGAAUAAUCACCCUUUUAACACAGUGCUUUUUGUAGCUGUCUGAGUGUUAAAUUGUUAAGCUAUUUCUUUGUAAAAUAGGACAAUGGAAUGCAUAGUUUUUUUUUCCUGUAAAGUAUUUUUUUAAUAAACAAAGUCUGAUUUGUCCU
Messenger RNA from Onychomys torridus (southern grasshopper mouse), 6733 nucleotides. It is a transcript of the gene Rsbn1, whose product is annotated as round spermatid basic protein 1. The transcript is spliced from 7 exons. The coding region runs from base 309 to 2714 and encodes 801 amino acids. NCBI's taxonomy places the organism in Eukaryota, Metazoa, Chordata, Mammalia, Rodentia, Cricetidae. Gene Ontology annotation, cellular component: nucleus. The record is from RefSeq and is a predicted model, not a curated record.